This is a messenger RNA of Cephus cinctus (wheat stem sawfly), 1396 nucleotides long. RefSeq names its product ribosomal RNA processing protein 36 homolog. Gene Ontology annotation, cellular component: nucleolus; 90S preribosome. Gene Ontology annotation, biological process: maturation of SSU-rRNA from tricistronic rRNA transcript (SSU-rRNA, 5.8S rRNA, LSU-rRNA). Lineage: Eukaryota; Metazoa; Arthropoda; Insecta; Hymenoptera; Cephidae. Bases 453 to 1148 code for a protein of 231 amino acids. The record is from RefSeq and is a predicted model, not a curated record. The transcript is spliced from 3 exons.
GAAAUUGGGGUUUCGCAAUGUUGCAUAAUUCACAUCGUUAUCGAUCAACUAUUUUCAAGCUACCUCAAAUGUAACUUCGUUGAGCGUAAAUUCAACUUGUGUUGCGUUCCCUCGUUUCUAACGCGCAGCUAACUUAAAAUUAUUUUUGCGUUCAGAGAUUCUAGGUCAAGUAUCAUACAUGCGAAUUUUGUUAACCCCAUUAUGUAUAUUUCGAUUACCGUUAUCAAGUAGCGUUUCAUAUUUUUAGCCAUUUUCGCACGGUAUACACUAGAUAAUAUCGCGUAAAUCGAAACUGGCGCCAAUGCUAUAUACACCAGAGUGAGCAGAGUAUAGUCAGUGCAGACGACAGUAAUAGAAACGUGUGUUUAUUCUGUGGUUCAUUCAAGGUUUUGUAUACGAUUACCUUAUCGGAGCUGAAUUAAUCAUUUAUUUGUUAUUCUUUAUUCUACGAAAUGAUGAGCGAUGAGGAUGCCCUUUUAAGCGACGAGAAAGAUCGGGCACAAAUUCGAGAGGAGCUGUCGCAUAUGAGUUUCGAGGAUUUACAGAAACUCAAAGAAAAGUUAGGAACUAAGGUGUACAAUGAGGCAAUGUUUGGCACGAGAAGAGCAAAGAAGACUGAGUUCAAGAGAGAAAAUAAAAAUAGACCUCGAGAGGCAUCAGCAAAGAAGCAAGUCCCUCGGUAUAUGGAAGUAGUUCCUCUGAAGAAGACUGCCCCUCGAGAUCCUAGGUUCGACAGUCUUUGCGGUACUUUCAAUGAAAAGGCUUUCAAGCAUUCUUAUGCAUUUCUCACAAAAUUGAGAGAGAGCGAUCUCGAGGCACUCAAAAAAGAAUUGAAGGAGAGUGACGAUCCUAAAAGGAUAAAGAAAAUAAAGUAUCUUAUUCAAAGACUUGAAAAUCAGUUGAGAGAAGAAAAUAAGAGAAAGCUGGAGGAAGAAAGAAAUAAGAUCGAGAAACAGGAAAUUGCCGAAGAUAUAAAAGAAGGAAAGAAACCAAGUUUUAGAAAGAAAUCUGAAAAGAAGAUUCUCAAUUUAGUAUCACAGUACGAGGAAUUAAAAACCACUGGAAAACUGAAGAAACACAUACAAAGGUUACGUAAAAAGAAUACGACAAAGGACAGAAGGAAAUUAGUAGCGACUGACGACGAGUAAAAUAAUUGUACACACUGUAGAUAUCGAAGAGAACGAUUUUUACUGCAAAAAUAAAAAUACUAGAAUGCACACAAGCAUACAAAAACAUUAAGAAUAUUCACUUACCUGCAGCAGCAUUAUCAAACCGAUAUGAAUAUUCCUAACACUAUUACAACUAGUGAUACGAUAUGCAGCAAAGCAAAUUCCAAAACAUUAUUAUCAGUGAUUAGCAAAUAUAAAAUCCAAUCGAAUAAAAAGAUCACUAUUAA